GUCAGCACAAUCAGCUGAGCAAGAAACUAGUAGGAAAUGUUCUGAUCUAGUUAGUUGUCUUUGAACAGAGUAUUUCAUUAUUGAAAAAGCGCUUUAAAAGAUAAUGCCUAGAUGCAAGACAUGUAAUCUCAUUCGCAGCCAGCACUAUGCCGAUUGUGUUGUUUAAUUACUUUUACGCUAGCAACUUGAUUUGAGCUACCCUUGCUAACAUGUUCAUUUCGAUGCACCCUAUAAAUGUUUUUGUCAUCGCGUUGUUAAUGAGAAUACACAAUUCUGCCGGUUCGUCCUAUGAGAUUACAGUGGAUGUAAGAAAUCCAACUGGAAAGCUGAAACAUUUCUGGAGGAGCACUGGUUUCUGCCCCCCUCUUCCACACACCCAGGCUGACCAGUAUGACCUCAGCAGGGACCAGGAGCUGAACAUGGCCUAUGUUGGAUCUGUCCCUCACUGGGGGAUCCAGCAGGUUCGGAUCCACUGGAUGCUGGAGCUGAUCUCAGCACACAUUGACCAAGGAGACCCUCACUACGAUUUUACUAAAUUGGACCAGCUGAUUGACCUCUUAUGGAUAAAUGGACUGCGGCCCGGUUUUGAAUUGAUGGGGAGUGUAAACAACUACUUCACCAACUUUGAGGACAAAAGACAAGUGGUUGAGUGGAGGAACCUGGUGUACCUUACUGCAAAGAGAUACAUUGAGAAGUAUGGCUUGGAAAGUGUAUCUCAGUGGAACUUUGAGACAUGGAAUGAACCAAACAAUCAUGACUUCGACAACGUCACAGUGUCAAUCCAAGGGUUCUUGAACUAUUAUGAUGCCUGCUCUGAGGGCUUACUGGCUGCAAGCAGCGCCCUGCGGUUUGGUGGUCCAGGAGACUCCUGCCACACCCCACCACACUCCCCUUACUGCUGGGCUAUGCUACAGCACUGCUACAACGGAACCAACUUCUUCACUGGGAAGACAGGGGUACGGCUGGACUACAUCGCCCUGCACAAAAAGGGUGGAGGGUAUUCGUUACCGAUUAUGGAACAGGAGAUCCAGACAAUGAGAGAGAUACAGGAGCGUUUCCCUCUCUUCCAAACACUGCAGGUGUACAACGAUGAGGCCGAUCCAUUGGUGGGUUGGUCCAAGCCUCAGACGUGGAGGGCUGAUGUGACAUAUGCAGCCAUGGUGGUCAAGGUAAUCUCCCAACAUCAGAAUCUGCUGUUGUCUGACCAGAAUAACACCAUCAACUACACAUUGCUAAGCAAUGACAAUGCUUUCCUCAGCUACCACCCUCACCCAUUCACCCAGCGAACCCUGACUGCCCGCUUCCAAGUGAACAACACCCAGCCCCCCCACGUCCAGCUGCUCAGGAAGCCUGUUCUGACCGUCAUGGGGUUGCUUACACUUCUAGGAGAGACACAGGUACUGGCUGAUGUUGUUACGUUUGGGGAAAAUGACAACAGCACCGUGGGGGUCCUUGCCAGCACCCAUGACCCUCUCAUGUCCUGGACUUCUGACAGCUGGCAGGCCACAGUGUUGAUUUACAAUAGCCAUGACAACUGCUCAUCCACUGCCACUGACCUUAUCAGGGUCUCGCUUAACGGAUUUCCUCAACGAAACGGGCUUGUGUAUGUGACCUAUUACCUGGACAACAACGUGACCAACCCGUACCAGCUUUGGCAGAGCAUGGGCAGCCCAGACUAUCCCUCAGCAGAGCAGUUCAGACAGCUUAGGAAUAUGGAAGAUCCUUUGGUGGAUGGACCCCUGCCCUUCCCUACUGAAGGUGUCCUGACCCUACAGGCCAAGCUCUCUGUGCCCUCUGUCCUCCUGAUACAUGUGUGUGCCCAGCCUAAGGCCAUACCAGACCAGGUGAAUGGAUUGCGAUUCAUUAGCAUCACAAAAGGCCAAGUUCUGGUUGUGUGGAAAGAUCAUUGUGUCAAUUCCAAAUGCAUUAAAACGUUUGAGGUAGAGUUCUCUAAAGAUCAGAAAAAAUUCCAUAGGGUGAACACCUGGGAUACCAUUUUUACAUCAUAUGUAUACUCACCAGAAAACCUGGACGUUAGUGGCAUCUACAGAGUACGAGCUGUGGACUACUGGGGAAGACCUGGAGAAUAUUCACUGACUGAGAAAUAUUCAGAGAACUAGAAUCAACAAGUUCUACAUGGUACAAUGACUGACAUUUUACACUUUUGCACAUAUUGAAAAUAUAUUAUUUCUGAAAGUAUCUUUUGAAACUGUCAGAUUCUAUAUGGUAAAAUAAGUGCUUUUCAAUCAACCGUUUUUACUGUCAUUUUGUAUGAACAAAAUCCAGACAGGUGUGAGGAAAUAUAACCUGAUGUCUGACAGGGUUGCCUGUUGUUGUUGUUGUGCUCUGGCACCUUCGUGGUAGUUCAGGCACCUGAAAGCUCAAACUAACAGGUCCCAAAUCAGUGGUCUGUCCUCCACUCCACCCUCGGCCUUCCAUUUGCGUGUUCAUAUGUGGCUCUUUUUCCUGUUUACAUGCUGAUUGAUUUUCAGCUGUUUGAUAAAUACCGGUAGUAAAUAUUGCUCCUAUCCAUAUCUCAUCAUAAAGCCUAGGUUGGCCUAAAUGCAUUGUAUUUUCAAGCUGUUGGGAAAUACAUAGGUACCAAUUAUUUUAACUGGAAUGUAGAUAAAUAUGUAUACCGGUAUUUUAUUCAUUUUCUUUAUGCAGAUUUAUGAAUACUGUGUUGCCAAUUGGAUGGAAACAUAGCUAGUGAUAACAUUAGAAUGCUAACAUUAUAUCUUUACCCUGGAUAAUGUAUUCAAAGACACUGACAAUGUUACAUUUCUUUUAAACAUUUAUUAUUGCCCACACAAACUGAUCAACAAUUAGGGAAACAAGUGUUAAUAUCAAUUUUGGUAAUUGGUUAUGAAAAGGGCCCUGUGUACUUGCAAUGCUAAAGUUGUGGAUUUGAUUUUGAAAAUAUGAAAAUGUAUGCAAUCACUACUUGUAAAAGAAGAAUAUGUCCAAUUAAUUAUUCUGCAUAAAUGUAAGCCAUUGGAUUGGUGCAAGCAACAUGCAUUUUCCAAAGAGGCAUAUCAUUAUUUGUGUAUUAGAACAAAUAUUACAUUUAAAAAUCUCAUUUAGGCGGUUUCCCUCUUUAGUUGGAGGUAGACAUCACUAUCCAAGGGAUCCCUUUGCAGCUUGGCAGCACAGCAAGUUUCUUCGGAGUAGAUGUUUAGCAAGCUCCUAUUGAGGAUUAUGAAAAAACAACAAGGUUAGAUGGGGACUGAUGUUGGUGAAAGUAGACCAAAGGAUUAGCAACAUUUGACACCAUAUUUACUUCGCUCUUUGUCAUUUAGGGUGAGUUAAUGUAAAGCACUUUCUAAAAACUGAAGUAAGCAGGGCUUUAUAACUCAAAUAUGAAUAACUUGACAAGUACCAGACUGCAGCACAGGCUCAAACUGUCCGGCCAUGCAGAUCUCCUCCUGCUUGACGCGAAUACUCCUCUGGAUGGCUGGGGGCAGUCCCCGGGGGCUACGGGCAAAGAUCAGGGAGUAGCCAUCCUCACAGCUUCCAUCCUCCUUCAGGGUACGGCAGGCAUAGGUGAUGG
Messenger RNA from Esox lucius (northern pike), 3550 nucleotides. It is a transcript of the gene idua, whose product is annotated as alpha-L-iduronidase. Gene Ontology annotation, biological process: carbohydrate metabolic process. NCBI's taxonomy places the organism in Eukaryota, Metazoa, Chordata, Actinopteri, Esociformes, Esocidae. Gene Ontology annotation, molecular function: L-iduronidase activity; protein binding. The transcript is spliced from 14 exons. The record is from RefSeq and is a predicted model, not a curated record. Bases 210 to 2120 code for a protein of 636 amino acids.